Messenger RNA from Monosiga brevicollis MX1, 453 nucleotides. RefSeq lists its product as uncharacterized. The transcript has 2 exons. The record is from RefSeq and is a predicted model, not a curated record. The coding region runs from base 1 to 453 and encodes 150 amino acids. NCBI's taxonomy places the organism in Eukaryota, Choanoflagellata, Craspedida, Salpingoecidae.
AUGAGUCAACCACAACAACCCAAGGAGUGGUACGUCUGCAAGUCUCACCGAACCACAAUGUGUCCCUCAUACGCCUCCAACACCGGUGUCGCCUGGACCGGAACCAAUCCCAUCAAUCCCGAUCCCUUUCUCUCUCUUUCUCUUUCUCUCUCUCUCUCUCUCUCUCUCUCUCUCUCUCUCUCUCUCUCUCUCUCUCUCUCUCUCUCUCUCUCGAUGGCGCGACGGUGGCGGCGAAUGGGAACUGCCGUUCCACCGGCGUCGGCCAAUGCUCACCCGGCGCCAGCACCGAGCUCAUGGCUUGGUUCGGUGGUUGACUUUGUGGUGCGACGCCCCGUCACCUCGACGGCGCUGGCCGUGACCGGUGCCUCCGCAGCCGCGCUGUAUUAUUUUCAGGACACGCUGCGCGCACAGGUGCAGGAAUGGCAGCAACGAUCGGGUGUGUAUGUGCUUUAA